AUGGAGCAGGCGUCACAGCCUGACGCAUCCGACAGCGGCGUAGGCUUGCCAUGGCUGCGUCUCUUGGAGCAGCAGCAGGAGCAGGAGCGCCUGCAGGAGCAGCAGGCGGCACCUGGAUCCCAGCCAGCGGCUGCUGGAACAGACGAGGUGUCAGCACCGGCACAGCCGGCCUUGGAUAGAGCCGAGGUGGAGGAGCGGACAGCAGCAGGAUCGCCCCCAAGCCCAUCUCAGGAGGGAAUGGAGGUGGAGCUAGCGCCUGGGCCAUCCGGCAGCGGCCGCCGCUUCAGCCUGCAGCAAUUGUGGCAGCGGCGGCAGCUGCAGCAGCCCCAGCCACCGGCAGCGCACCAGCGCUGCCCCCAGUCACAAGGAAUGCCGCCUCCCGGCCACCUGCUGCCCUCACGUGGACUGAUGGACCACCACCGCCACCAGCAGCAGCAGCAGCAGCAGAGCCGACACCCACCCCAACAUCAGCAGCAGCAGCUGCAGGGACAGCAGGCCGCCGUCGUGGCAGGGGCAGCCGUGGCAGGCCCUUCUGCGCCGCAGCUGCAGCCGCAGGCAGCCGAGGCAGCGACCCCCCAGGAAGGCGCAGCGGCUGGGACCAGCAGGGGACCUGGCACAGGCGGCGGCAGCGGCAGCACUGUGCACGCGGCAUUGGGCGGUGGCGCAGGCCCCUGCGUCGGCGAGCGGCUGUCCUGGCUGCCUCCAGUGGUGCUGGAGGAUUAUCUGCCGGAUGAUGUGGCACAUGCCAUGCGCGAGGCUUGCGGCAUGACCGACCUCUACGCCUGGCAGGCAGAGUGCCUGAACCUGCCGGGAGUGAUAGAGCACGGCACGAACCUGGUGUAUCAAGCCACGUAUGCACACGCCACAUUCGGGCUGCCACGCAAGCCAGAGUUUGUCUGCCGUGCAGCCCCAACCGGCAGCGGCAAGUCAAUUGUGGCGUGGACGCUCAUGCUGCGCGCUCUGGCACGGCACAAGAAACGCAAAGCACUGCUGGUGAAGUGCUUCUAUGGCGCGCGCUACGAUGCGGCGCCGCUGGGCCACUCCACUGGCGUGCUGGUCUGCACAUGCGAGAGUGCCAACAGCUUGCUCAACCGGCUGCAAGAUUCUGGAGUGGAUCCAACCGGCGAGUUCUCAUGCGUUGUGUUGGACGAGGCACACAUGCUGCAAGACUCUCACCGAGGGGCUCAGUAUGAGAUGCUGCUGGCCAAGCUGAGAUACAAGCAGAGAACAGCUGAGGAGGAGCCGCAGAAGGAGAUGAGGCAGCAGCAGGAGGACGGCGACGACGCAUCUUGCGAGAAUGCCAGGGGCAGCCAGGCGCUCUUGCCGCCAGCUCAGCGGCUUCAGAUUGUGUGCAUGUCAGCCACGCUGCCGGGACCCGGGAGCUUUGCGAAGUGCCUGGGAGCCCGCUGCUAUAUCACAGACUUCCGCCCCAUUGCGCUCAACCACUUUCUGGACCCUCUCUGCAUAGCGACUUUAUGCCAAGAGGCGGUAGAUGAGAGGCGCAAGGUGCUGGUGUUCUGUGCCACCAAGGCGUUGGCGGUGCAGGAGGCCAGGCGCCUCAAGACGCUGCUUCAUGCGCCCGAGCAGCGCAGCAGCGCUGCGGCAGGGGAGAGCAGCCGUGAGCGGCGCACACGGGCGCACUACGCUGCCCAGCUGCGCGCGCUGGGGGACCCAGACUCGCUGGCGCUGGCAGAGCUGGUGGAGGGGGGGGCCGCGUACGAUCAUUCCAAGGUGCCUGGGACAGCAAAGGCGCUCGUGGCGGACGCCUACCGCGAAGGAGCGGUGGCCGUCCUCUGCACCACCACCACCCUCUCCUCCUCUGUCAACCUGCCCGCCUUCCGCGUCGUCUUCCGCCAGGCGUGGGUGGCAACCAAGGGCAACUGGCUCACCCCGCAGCAGUAUCACCAGAUGGCUGGGCGGGCAGGGAGGAAAGGGCUGGAGGAGGUGGGCGAGGCGUUCCUGGUGCUCAACCCUCGGGAGCCGCCGCCGAGGCAGCACCUGCUGUCGCUCAUCAGCAGCGACGUGGCACAGGCUGUGGCGAGCCGCCUGGAGCCGGAAGUCGCUGGCACGCCCAGUGGCCUGCGAGGCGCCAUGCUGGAAGCGGUGGCCGGCUGCGGGGCGCGCACCAAGGAGGAUGUGUUCCGCUACCUGCACCGCUGCACCAUCGCGGCAGCAAGCGCCAGAGACAUGGAGGCCCUGCAGCAAGCAGCGAAGGACGCGCUUGCCUGGCUGGGCAAGCCAGACGGCCAGAAAGAGCUGGCAAUGAUUGAGUACAGCAAGGAUGCCCACCAGUACCAGCCCACGCCGCUGGGGCGGGCAGUGGUCGCCUCCGCUCUGCCGAUGGAAGAAGCGCUGGUGAUCCGGGCCGACAUGCUGCGGCUCAGCCGGAGGCUCAGCCUGCUCUGCGACCUCCAGCUCUGCUACCUCAGCGUGCCGCCGUUCCACACCCAGCAGAUGCUGCCACAGCACUGGAAGGUGCUGAGCAAGGCGGUGCAGGAGGCAUCCCAGGACGAGCUGGUAUGGGAGGCACUGGGUGGCAUUGGCAUCUCGCAGGACAGCGCGGCCAUGGGCUACCUGCACAGGCGCUGCCGGCAGGCAAACGCGGCCGUAUCCGGCAAGGGGCGGCCCUACAUGCCCGAUCCCAUCUCCGAUGAGCGGGACAUGGAGCGCCUGUGCAGCCGCCUGUACACCGCCCUGGCCCUCCAGGCGCUCAUCGCCGAUGAGGCAGACGAGGGGCAGGUGCAGGAUCAAUUCCAGCUGGACAAUUUCAGGGAACUGCGGCUGCAUUGCAGCCACUUUUCCGGCAAGGCGGCGGCGUUUGCCAGCAGGCUGGGGUGGACAUACAUGGCGGCGCGCCACAUCAAGUAUGGCUCCAAGCUGGAGGUCUCGUCGCUGACUGAGCUGUCGGGCGUGGAUGUGGCCACCGCUCGCCUGCUCUUCAACUCAGGCCUGUGCACGCUGGAGGCUGUGGCUGAGGCCCGCCUCGAGGAUAUUGUGGAGGCGCUCAGCCACACCAAAGCCCAUAGGAACAGGAGUACCGAGCAGGAGGCCGCUCAGAGGCGCCAGAAAGCCAGGAGCAUCAAGACGGCUGCUGCCGAGAGGGUGGAGGAUCCGCUGCGCGGGGUGCGGCGCAACAGCCAAGAGGAUGCGCUUGCAGGCCUUAGGAAGCGGAGGAAGGAGAGGCUCGGCAGAGGCAAGCGUGUGAGGGAGCAGCAGGCGGGAGACGGGCCUCCGUUUGGCAAGGUGCCUGGUCGUCGGCAAGAGAAGGCUGCGCAGCAGCAGCAGCAGCAGGAGGAGGAGGAGGAGGAUGUUGAGCAGGAUGCAGAAGAUUUGCCGUUGGAGGAGGAUGAGGAGGAGCUAGCAGAGGAGGAGGAGGAGCUAGCAGAGGAGGAGGAAGAGGCUGGGAGUGACCAGGAGGGUGCUGAGGCGGGCGGCAGCGAGGAGGGCUGUGCGGCAAAGCGGCGCCGGCUGGCAUCUGAGGCAGACUUCCAGGCAGAAGCACCCCAGCAGCAGCAGCAGCAGCACGGAGUGUUGCCAGCCAGCCAGCCCCAACGCCGGCAGGAUGGCGACUUGGCGGCCCGGCUGGCGGCAGCGGGGCUGCCAUCGUCGGGCCUCUUUGUUCUUUCAAGCCAGCAGGAGGUGCGCAGCUGGUGCGGGAAGCUGCGGAGCGUAGGCCUCCCCUGCAUCGGCUUCAGCCUGCACUAUGCUCCCGGCGGCAGCAAGGCGCCACACAUGCAGCAGCAGCAGCUGCUGCUGCCUGAGGCUCCCGCAGUGCUCAGGAAGCGGCGGCAUGAGCUGCAGGGCGCCCAGCACCAGGAGGCCCCACAGCAGCAGGUUGCCUCGAUGGCCCCAGGGGCGCUGCUGGGCACAGCACUGAGCUGGGCAGACGGCGCGGCUGCUUACAUCCCGCUGUCUGGCGGCCUUGGUGCCAGCCAAGUCGACGGCAUGGCUGCGGAGCUUGUGGCGUUGCUUGGUGAUGCCGCCUGCGGCACCCCCCAAACCGGCAGCGUGAGCCAAGCCAGCGGCGGCAGCGCCAGCAGCCGGGGCACAUGCUUCAAGGCCACCGUCUCCCUGCAGCAGCAGCUGCCGGCCCUGCAGCAGCUGGCCGCGCUGCCGCCGGGGUCGCCGGGCUGGCGCGCAGCACUGCCGGCGCAGAUUGUCGACGUGCGCGUGGCAGCCUGGCUGCUGCGCCCCGAGAACUCCGGCCGCCUGUCAGCCAGGAUCGGCGUCGGGCCGCUGCAGGCUGCCCAGCUUGUGCUGAGCAAGGUGACGGGGCACCCUGCACGGUACCAUGGCGCAUGUGCCGGGCUGACGGAGGCGGCCGCCACGGGGCAGCAGCAGCCGCUGGUUCCAGGAUGGCUGGAUGCGUGCUGCACCGCGGCGGCCUCCCGAGCUGCCUGGGAGGAGGUGCAGCCGCAGCUGCAGGCCAUCAACGGCAGCACGAUGGCGGUGCUGCUGGAGCAGGAGAUGCCGCUGGCUGUUGUGCUGGCGGGCAUGGAGGCUGUGGGGGUGGGCAUCGACACGCAGCACCUGCAGAGCCUGCGUUCCCAGCUGGAACAGCGGCGCAAGGACAUUGAGCUCGAGAUUGCUCGGGCGCUUGGCAGGAGGCUGGACCUGUCCAAAUUCAAGGAGGUGUCCGACGUGCUGUUCGGGAAGCUGGAGGGGCAGCUGGGUCUGCAGCCGCCGCCCUGCGCCAAGAAGCUCAAGCGCGGCGGCUACAGCGCCAAUAAGGAGGUCAUGCAGGCGCUGGUGCGCCUCAACCCCGACUGCCCCCCCGUGGUGAAGCUCAUUGCGGAGCACCGCAGGCUGGCGUACAGCGUGUGGUUCAUUCGGCAGCUGCUGCAGUGCGCUCGCGCCGGCGCGGCCCUGGCGCAACAGCUGGAGCCGGCAGCUGGGGCGGCGCCGCUUGGGCGGGCUGGCGGCGGGCCCCGAAUCUGGACUGUGCUGCACCAGACCAACAGCGACACAGGUGCGGGGGCUGUGCUGCUCGGGCUGCUGCGGCGCUGUUGCGUGCCCAGGACGCACGAGCUGAGGAUGCUGCUGAAAGGCACCGCAAGGGAGGGGGACGACGUGAGCGCCAGCGGGCAGCACAGGCUUCUGGAAGCCAAUGUGCGCAAGGCGUUUGUGGCCGCGCCCGGCUGCGUGCUGCUGGGCGCGGACUAUCGGGCCAUUGAGCUGCGCAUGAUGGCGCACUUCAGCCAGGAUGAGAAGCUGCUGGCCACAUUCCAGGAUGGGCAGCACGACCCCUUCAGGCUGCUGGCUGCCAAAUGGCUGGGCAAGGAGCUGGGCCAGGUUUCGCAGACGGAUCGGCAGUUGAUCAAGCACUUGCAGUAUGGGAUAAUGUGA
Messenger RNA from Chlorella variabilis, 5346 nucleotides. RefSeq lists its product as hypothetical. NCBI's taxonomy places the organism in Eukaryota, Viridiplantae, Chlorophyta, Trebouxiophyceae, Chlorellales, Chlorellaceae. The transcript is spliced from 30 exons. The record is from RefSeq and is a predicted model, not a curated record. Gene Ontology annotation, biological process: double-strand break repair; DNA-templated DNA replication. Bases 1 to 5346 code for a protein of 1781 amino acids. Gene Ontology annotation, molecular function: DNA binding; DNA-directed DNA polymerase activity; ATP binding.